Phascolarctos cinereus (koala) is the source of this 1248-nucleotide messenger RNA. RefSeq names its product leucine rich repeat containing 39 (gene LRRC39). Gene Ontology annotation, cellular component: cytoplasm. The record is from RefSeq and is a predicted model, not a curated record. Gene Ontology annotation, molecular function: protein binding. NCBI's taxonomy places the organism in Eukaryota, Metazoa, Chordata, Mammalia, Diprotodontia, Phascolarctidae.
UGACAGUCCUCUGGGUCACAGCGUGGCUGAGGAUCUGAAUUGCUUGGAGUGGCACUGGCAGAACCCAUCUGUAACCUCUCUCUUGCUGAGCAAUCAAUGAGUUUGGAAGCACUGCCAACUCAGUACAAUUAGGUCUGUUGGGAGAUGGCGUCCAAAAUUCAGCUUUUCAGUCUCUGAUGAAAUUGGGACCCCUUCCCUCAUGUGAAAGAACCAUGACAGAAAUUGCAGUUUGCACGGGGGCUGUCCAUGCUGUAAAGGAAGUGUGGGAAACCAGGAUCAAGAAGCAAACUGAAGAUCUGAAGAGAGAAAAAGAAUUUCAGCAGAAGCUAGUGCGAAUCUGGGAAGAAAGAGUAAGCUUAACCAAGCUGAAGGAAAAAGUCAUCAGGGAAGAUGGAAGGGUCAUUUUAAAGAUAGAAAAAGAAGAAUGGAAGACCCUUCCUUCUUCUCUACUAAAACUGAAUAAUCUGCAGGAGUCGCUUCAUAGAACGGGCUUAGUAAAAAUUCCUGAAUUCAUUGGACGAUUCCAGAACCUCAUUGUAUUGGAUUUAUCCCGAAACGCAAUUUCAGAGAUACCUCGAGGAAUUGGACUGCUGACAAGGCUUGAGGAACUGAUUCUCAGUUACAACAAAAUCAAGACUGUUCCUAAGGAGCUGAGUAACUGUGCCAGCUUAGAGAAACUGGAACUUGCUGUCAACAGAGAUAUUUGUGACCUUCCACAGGAGCUCAGCAGUCUGUUGAAGCUCAUUCACCUUGAUCUGAGUAUGAACCAGUUUACAACAAUCCCUUCAGCUGUGCUGCACAUGCCUGCCCUUGAGUGGCUGGACAUGGGAAGCAACAGACUCAAAACACUUCCUGACUCUAUAGACAGAAUGGAAAACCUACAUACAUUAUGGCUCCAGCGGAAUGACAUUGCAUGUUUGCCAGAAACCAUCAUCAACCUAAAGAACUUGGGAACUUUGGUUCUCAGCAACAACCAAUUGCAAGAUAUUCCAGAAUGCAUGGAACGAAUGACAAAUCUCAGGUUUGUCAACUUCAGGGAUAACCCAUUAAAACUGGAAGUCACACUUCCUCCCUGUGAAAAUGCGGAUGAAGAGGAGGAAAAGGAAUUAUUUGGCAUUCAAUUUAUGCACACAUAUAUUCAGGAGUCCCGUAGGAGAACAGAAAACAAAGAAAAUUGUCCAACUGCUUUGCCAGACUCUAUAAAUAAUGAUGAAUAAAAUACCUCAAGAUGACCUACUGAAGAGGAUU